UUGGGCAGCGUGUUCUCUUCCAUCCUUCUACUGGCUGUCAUCUUUUUCAUAGGACCAUUCGUUGAAGUACUGCCAAUAUGCUUUCUGUCCUGCAUCAUUAUUGUAGCCCUGAAAGGAAUGUUCAUGCAGCUCAGCGUUAUCCCUCUGUUGUGGCGGACAUCAAAAGCUGAUUGUGCCAUUUUUGUGGUGAGCUUCGUUGCCACGGUUGUGUGCGAUGUCGUCGAAGGCCUCCUUAUUGGAACGUUCUUUGCAGCAAUACUACUUGUACAUGGAAUUCAAAAGGCAAAGGUUGUUGAAAUAGGCCGACUGAGUCACAAUCAAGGCCAGUCAUACUUCCAGCCCAUAGAGCAUUACAGAGACGCAGCGAUCCGUGACGGCGUAUGCUGUGUCCGUUUUGCAGCUCCCAUCGUCUAUCUGAAUGCAGAACGAUUCAAGAAGAGUGUCGAUGACGUCAUACAACUCCCAACGUUGGAACGAAGGAGGAGAGAAGGAGAGACCUGA
Cooperia oncophora is the source of this 501-nucleotide messenger RNA. Lineage: Eukaryota; Metazoa; Nematoda; Chromadorea; Rhabditida; Trichostrongylidae. The record is from the annotation of a GenBank genome assembly.